GGUGUAAUCUAGCCGUUAUCAUUUCAGGGGGGAGUGUACAGUACAAAUAUUUAGAUAUACAUGCACCUCGUAAUAGUGUCAUGGGUGAAAAGUUGACGGAUAUGACCUAUUAUACGAGCCCUUGUAGAGACCUUGUAGCGUACAGCCGAAAUGUCACCACACACACACACACACACGUGCUGUUAGUGAGUCUACGAGCCUGUCAGUAUCAACAAGGCCAUGCGUGCGGGCUGUCUGUUGCUCCCCGCUCAGCUCGCCAUUAGAAAGCCAGUGUGUGCAGGUCCCCACGCAGCCUCCAUGUACCAGUCCAAGCACUGCAGACUCCCCACCAGUGUGUUGUGAAGGAGGCCUGAGUUGGGCGACGGGCUCUCUUUCCCUGCCCUUUAAAUUCUGACUGCAGGGAAAGUUUAAGGGAACUGGUUGAAGGUUAAGGUGGCCAGGGCGGGUAUGCUGGUCUCGUGCAGUGAGGCAGGCCCUGUGGUGCGUCAGAAUUCAGUUCAGUAAGGAAGCACCAUGAUCAGUGGGUUGUCUCCUGUCAGCCAGGCCAUGAUAGGGACCCUCUUCACCUGGGGUCUCACGGCUGCUGGCUCAGCUGUGGUCUUCUUUCUGGCAGGAACUAAGAGAAAAGUUUUGGAUGGGAGCCUUGGGUUUGCUGCCGGUGUGAUGACAGCUGCCUCCUUUUGGUCCCUCCUGGCCCCUGCUAUAGAGCUUGCCGAGACAUCAGGAUCAUACGGUGCUGAGGGGGAGUGGGCCUUCAUACCUGUAGCCUUUGGCUUCCUCCUUGGGGCUCUGUUUGUUUACGCUGCAGAUGAGUUAAUGAGUUCAUAUGGGAUUCAGUCUUCCAAUAUUAUGGGAAUCCAGCCAGACAAGAAGAAAGAGGAUGAUGUGUACACAUUUGAGGCCCACACACACUACCACCACCCUUCCAUGUCAAAUGUCAGUGCUGUAGGACAGGGCUCCAGUUCUAAUGCUUUCACCUUGGUCGACUUCAACGACUUGAAGCAGCGGCGUGGUGAGGCGGGGAGCAGAGCGACUGGUGCUGUGAAUGACGAAGAGGACCAGAAUUAUGGCAAGUCCUCCAAACAUAACCUGUGGCGGCGAAUACUCCUGCUGAUCAUUGCCAUUACUGUGCAUAACAUUCCAGAGGGUUUGGCAGUCGGGGUUGGCUUUGGUGCAGUGGGCAAGACUCCUCUGGCCACCUUCACCAAGGCAAAGAACCUGGCAUUGGGCAUUGGGAUACAGAAUUUCCCUGAGGGCAUGGCAGUCAGUCUCCCAUUGCGAGGAGCGGGCCACUCAGUGUGGUGGGCAUUUUGGUAUGGGCAGUUGAGUGGGAUGGUGGAACCAGCUGCUGGGGUGCUGGGUGCACUGGCUGUGUCUUACUGUGAGCCAGUGUUACCUUAUGCCCUUGCGUUUGCAGCCGGAGCCAUGAUAUUUGUGGUCAUGGAUGAUAUUAUUCCAGAAGCACAAAUGGGAGGCAAUGGGCGGUGGGCGUCAGGCUGGUGUAUCGUGGGGUUCAUCGUGAUGAUGGCCCUGGACGUAGCCCUCGGCUGAGGUGCUGGUGGGGAGUGUGUAUCUUGUUGAUCCUUACCAGCAAUGCAUUUCUGUGUUAGCAAAUAUGAAACUAGUCUUUGGAGAAAGUAGAAAGCAAUUUGUGAUCUUACAGUCUUUAAAUGUGUACAUAAAAACACAUCAUGUGUAACAUUAUAUCAUUGACAAUAGUUUUGACAUUUUCAUUGAAUAUAGCAUAUUUACUUCAUUGACUUGAAAAAUAGUCUUCUUAGUAAUCACAAGCUUAGUAGUCCCAGCCAUCAUAGAGGCUUGGGACUGGCCUUUCAGGGACACACACAGACUGUAUUCAUUCAAUAUAUGUUUUGGGGCUUGCAAAAAAGCAUGAUCUUUUGAGUGGUGGAGCAUUCCAUGUGGUGGUGUGGAGAGCUGUGCCUUACAGAUGUAUCAGUCUGAUGCCACACCAUCACACCAGGAAUUACAACACUGGUUGUGGGCAAGAAAUGUUCAGAAUAUUUAUUUUUUAUUUCAUAGUGUCAUAUAUAUUUUGUGUGGUAAAACUGAAGGGCAGAGAAAUUGAAGCACCAUGGAUGUGGAUUAAGUGUGGCCUGCCAUCUGUGUAGACCACUAAAGUGUAAAGUGAUCAAACAUUUUGCCAAUCAAAUACUUGAACUGACUGCUUUGGUGAUCUUGAAGUGAAUAUUGGCCUAAAAUAUGGUUAACCUCUUCACUGCUGGGACGUAUUUUUAUUUUGGAUUUUUGGUGUGACAACUGUUUUUUGGCAUUAGGAAGGCGUUAUGGAGGCCAGAAGAGUAAUUCACACAGUUUUCACCAUUCUAACCUUCCAUAUAAUUUUCUGAAGCUGUAGGAUAUUGCCAAAUAGUAAACAGAAUAAGUAUGAAAACACGUCAUCGUACUGAAGAGGUUAACAGUGGACCUGUAUUGUGUUGCCUUCUGAAGUGGCACCUGAAGGCGUGAUGUAUCAGCUGAGUCACACUCCGUGCAGAUGUGCAAUCACUGUUUAUAUUUAAUUGAAACUUGCUGUGGUGCAGCUAUGUUAAGGCAGGUGUGGAUGUUGCAGGAGUAGGACAACUGACAGGUGGCCAGGGAAUAAGGAUAAUUGAUUUAUUGUGCAGUCAUUGUGCCAACACUCCCAUCUGUGCAAUCAGUACUUCUCUGUUUUACUUGCAAUUAUAUGGUCUGAUUGUGCUGCAGCUGCAGAAGUUUGUUGUUUACAAAAUGUGAUGAAAAGCACUGGUAAUUUCUUACAUUCUUCACAAAAUAGAGGCUUUGGCAAAGAGUUGUAAUACUUUCAGAUAUUUCUUCACUGGCAAAGUAUUCUCUCUCUCUCUCUCUCUCUCUUCGUACUUUUUUGUGAUAUGGCAUUAAAUCUGGUCUCUUGUGGCAAGAGUCCAAUUCAAUGAUAUAUGUUUUGUAGUGGCAGUGGUGAUAUGUGACAUCUCCUGGGGAAAUCCAGAUAUGUUUACCACAUCUUGGAGACAGUGCUUGAGUGUUCAGUAUGGCUUAGAUUCAAUGUAGCAGAAAGAAAGAUAAACAUGGUGGCAUAUGAAACAAUCAUGGACAUCAUUCCUCACUUUUGAAAACAAACAGCUACCACUCAUAGAUUUAACUCAGAUUAUAAUCUCAUUGUCACGUAAGUAAAAGAGUUAAAGAAUAGCCUGCACUGGUUCACCUCAUUCGGAUAUAAUUCUUCCCAUUACAUGAAUGAAUUGUCCUCAUGAGAUCAAUGGGGUAAAUUUGGGAGAAAUCUGUAUCAGUGAGCCUCACAAGUGGCUGCACUUUCAGGCUGAGGUCAGGUGAAGAGGGGAGUGUUGGUGCCCGUCAUGUACCCUGUGUGUCAUUAUUGCCUUUCAUGUACACUCAUGUGUAGGUCACACUAUCAUCCAUGCUUGAUGCUGCUACAGCCUAGGCUCACCAUCACCACUUCGUUUUUAUUUGAGGUCUCAUCCUAUGUCCAGAUACUGUAUCUUUUUUUUCCUUUUUUUUUUAUGUGAGGGAAUACCGGCCAAGGGCAACAAAAAUUGUGAUAAAAAAAAGCCCACUGAGGUGGCAGUCCCCAAACAAGUUCAUGUAGUUAUAAAGGGACUUCAAGGAUGGUAUAGUUUUUUUUUUUUUUUUUUUAAGUGAAAAAUGUAUGAGUAGUUAGAUAUAUGUAGAUUUGUGUGAAGGAAGAGAGUUGUCUCUGUUAUGCUUUGAGAUGUAUUUUCCACAGAAAACUUGCAGUAUGUAACUUGUCCUGAACUUACAUCUGUUGAUAAGUUUUGCAAAUAUUUUGCCUCAGUCCUUUUGAUUUCCAAGGUAUUCUGUCAAACUACUCAGCUUCUCACUUAGAGGCGUUUACUUGCAUUUACCUAUCAGUUUACAGAGCUUGUGUUCCUUAUGUUAGUUUGUGCAACAUCUGAACUUAAAUUUUUCAGAAUAAAUUCCUUUAUAAUUUUUAUUAAUUUCUUCCAUAACUUCUUUCAUGAUUUAUUCUCAUGUUUGUUUUCUUUAAAAUUGUUGUAUUGUUUAUUAUUUUGUGUGUGAAAUGUGAUGAGUAUGGAGUGUACACAUGUAUGUUUUCCUUGUGUCAGAAAGUGGCAAAUGAGAUGACUUGGGAAUUCUUCUACUAGAACUCCUGAUUCACUUUAACCAGUAUUCUUUCUUGGAUGAAUUUGAAAAGGCACAAUGUAUUUUAAAUAUAUAAUACUUUUUACUUUUAGCCAUAAAAAUGCCUCUUUACUGUGCACUCAUAUUGUUCGUGGAGACUCAUCUUAGAACGGUCCAGAAGGUUGAUGUGCUAUUCUCAGGAUGUGGCAACCUUGAUUCACUGGUGUACAACCUCACACAGCAAGGAAGGAGAAGACCACACAUGUUCAUGCCUUCUUCCUUCUCUCCAGAUUAAUUUCUCAUCUAAGUAUGACUGACUCAUUUAUUGUACAUGUUCUAGUGGUUAAUGUUGUAUCAUGUUGAGGCACAUGAUACAUCAGCUCAUUGUGUACUGGAACACCACUGGAAUUGAGGUGCCCAGCAUCAAGCAGGGACAAGCAAGAUUAUUGUACUUGUGCAUUAGAAUAUUACAAACGGUGACAAAAUGAGAAAAAGAAAAAUGUUAAAGAUAGAAGAAUGCUAUAAGGACCUUGGCAUUAUCUGUCAUGCUCAUGGGUUGUCUUAUAGUUGGCAAAAUUUAAUGGUAUUUCAAAGGUAUAAUUUAUAAAAAUAUUGAAGCUAGUACAUUCACAUUUCCUUUCAUGUUAUAUCUGUCAAGAAAUUUUAAAUGGUCUUGUGUUACCUAAUUCAGACCUUAUGUGGAAUUUCACCAGUUUCAUUUUGAUAUUGUACAGAUGUCACAAAUCUAAAUUCUUUCCAACUUUAUCUAAUGAACACGUGUAUCAAUCUUCAGGAUCUCACUUGCUAACCAUGCUUGUCCUUAUGUGUUGGUGGACAGUUGUGUUAGUGACUCCUCAUUGUGUGAUUAUUGGUCACAGUGUCUCUUGUUACUUACCUGGUUCACCUCAACUGUAUUUUCUGUCUUGGCUGAAGGUGUAGCAGCUUGUGAGAACUUUGGAUUUUGGUUCUCCUCUAUUUGUGUCCAGAUAUUCAAAUUUGUUACUAUUUAUCUUUCAUUAUUAUAGUUUUUGUUUAUGGGGAUUCUCUCUCUCUCUCUCUCUCUCUCUCUCUCUCUCUCUCUCUCUCUCUCUCUCUCUCUCU
Molecule: messenger RNA, 5217 nt
Organism: Portunus trituberculatus (swimming crab)
Lineage: Eukaryota; Metazoa; Arthropoda; Malacostraca; Decapoda; Portunidae
Gene: Zip48C
Product: zinc transporter ZIP11-like
Exons: 11
Coding region: 514-1551 (345 amino acids)
Biological process (GO): zinc ion transmembrane transport
Cellular component (GO): membrane
Molecular function (GO): zinc ion transmembrane transporter activity
Source: RefSeq, a predicted model, not a curated record